This is a messenger RNA of Porites lobata, 3840 nucleotides long. The record is from the annotation of a GenBank genome assembly. NCBI's taxonomy places the organism in Eukaryota, Metazoa, Cnidaria, Anthozoa, Scleractinia, Poritidae.
AUGGCGGACAGCAACCAUGUGGAAGAGGUGAAGUGCGAAGUUUGUAACAAAAUUAGUGCUAAAUAUCGCUGUCCAGGUUGUUCAAGACGAACAUGCAGGUAAUGCAGUGUACUUGAAGGCUGAUAUUAAUUUGCGAUGUCGUGAUUAAUACCACACUGAGUGUUAUUUCUCGUGUCUUGUUUUUGUCAGCUUAGCAUGUGUCAAAUGCCACAAGAUUCAAUUUCAGUGCUCAGGGAUUCGCAGCAAGACAAAAUUUGUGUCAGUCGACAAUUUCACAGAUAGGAACUUGUUAUCAGGUAAUGGAUCUUCAAUGUGAACGGCUAUUUCAAAAUAUAAACGCUAUAUAUAUAGAUAUAGAAGCAUACUUGUACACCAUGCACGGGUAUAAUUGGGUUUGUGUUUAAAAUUAAGACUACAGGUUCCUGGAGGAUGUGGAUAGGUUGGCUUUUUCGGCAGCACAUGAUGGCCGGAAAAGCUGGAGACGCUGGAGUACACAGGUGGGGCUAACUUCUUUUGACUUAGCCUGAGAUAACAGCUGACAGUUUUGGGACCACUCGUCUGAGCUCUGAGGAACGAGCCCAGAUAUUCCAUGCUGAUGACUUGUUGCUACCCAGAUCUGGGUAGUGCUUCUGAUUGGUUGUAGCAAACUCUGUCACCUCAUGACCAAUCAGAAGCACUACGAUCGAUCUGGGUAGUGACACGUCUGACAUUUCUGUGCUUGUUCCUCAGAUGGGGGGAAACCAGUGGUGGUACAGUCACUAACUGCUUGUUGUUUUCUCAGGCUACUUUACUUACAGCUGUAUCAUGUACUUAACAAAGUGAGAGUAGGGUAGGGAUCAGAACACUUCAUGAGAGCAGCAUGAAUGAAAUGGCUUGCCAUUAAUAGAAAGACUGUAAAAUUCCAAAAGACCCUUGAAAAGCUAUUCAAGCAGCCCUGAUAAUCUCCUACCGAUGACAGCUGGGCAGCAAUGUCUUAGGGUUAAAUUAGCCUAUACUAUUUCAUUUAGCUUCAUUUUAAGUCAUCAACAAAGAUGAGUGUGAAUAAAGGUGCAGUAAGGGCUGUAGUAUCCAGGAACUGCAGCUGAGUGCAAUGUGUAACCAUGACAACCCUUUGAUCUUUGAUCUGAUCGUUCAUGUGUUGAAAAAUUACUCUCUGUAAGUUGAUGAUAUUACUUGUUGUAAACCUCGUACAUGUGAAUUCACAGACAGCCACAUUACCUUAUGUUUUAGCAUUGGGUUAGCUGUUUAUUUUGUUUUCUUCUAUACUUAUUGGUUAAUCCACUGUUCACUAGAUUUCUUUUCUUCGACGAAAAGCUAAACAAAAUGGAGUAGAUUUGAAGUUAAUGCCAGUGGGAAUGUCAAAGAGAAAGGAGAACACAUCAAAGUUCUGUAGAGAGUAAGUCCUCCCGAUCAUCAAUAUACAAGAAACUCAUAUUAGUGGUUGGUCAACCAAUAAUAUGAGUUUGUGGUAAUAUUAACAUAAAUAUAUAGAUUUAACCAAGCAUAAAAGAAAAACUGGUAUAAAAUCACUAAUCACUUGUUACAUGACACUGAAUAUUAAAAAUUAAUCUUACUGUAACCUUCCACAAUAAACUUUAAUGUAAGGGUACUGUUUUGUCCUUUACCAACCUACCAAGCAUCACUCAGGCAAACAACACAGGGCUCAAAAGAUAUCUGAGACUGUUGACUGGCCAAAGAAGUUUUAGCUUGGUCACCUCCCUCUUCUGACCAGUCAAAAUGUUAAAAGUAACGUGAUAAUCACUUGAACAUACCAGCCUAACAAGCAAAAACUUAAUUUAAAAAAAGGAUACUCAUUCUCUUGAAAUGUUAUGUUGUGAAAAUGUUUUCUUUUUCUGGUCGCUUAUUUAGGUGUCUGGACAAAAAGACUGUGAAACUGAAAGUAUGUCCAGGCAAAUGGUCAUCUUGUCAGAUUGUCCAUUGACCAACUGUUAUUAUGGGACCUUAAACAACCACAACAGCAAAGACAAUGACAACGACAUUGUCAAAAAACUAUUGUUUUUAUGAGCAAAACAACAGCUAUGCACGUGCAUCAUGCUUUUGAGUACCUUUCUUUGAAAUCUACUGCUCAACUAGGAUGUGACUUCCGAAUAUGGUGUUUUAUGAAGGAGGUGAACAUGUGUACGACAAGGAAUUUUCUUUUGUCUUUUUUAACCAUGAAACUUCAUGUACAUUCAACAAAUUGAGCAGGUCCAACUAAAUGCGAUUAGGUUGGAAAGGAUGAAAAUUAAUUUUUUAGUGACGUUUUCAUUGUCUUCACCAUUGUUGCUGCUCAAGUUCCCUACAUUGUGUAUUUUGAGCCCUGCAACCACUGCCUGGUUUAUCUCAUUUGCCUGUUGGUAGGUUCUGCUGAGGGGAGACCCAACUUAAGACGCCAACUAGAACACAAUGUUAUCAAUCCUUAGUAUGAUACCAAGUAGCCUCGUUAUAAAUUACCAGUAAAUCGUAAUUCCACCCUUCAGUUUGUUUCAGGUACACUUAGUGUAACAAUAAGACAGUUGGAGUGAAACUAAUUGAUACAACUGUCUGUUCUUUAGAUUGCAAUGUAUAAUGUGGAGAAUUAGAUGGCUGUUCCCCCAGGCUGGUUUUGAAUAUGUUGAUAGAGGGUAAGAAAAAUGUUCCCAAAAGUGAAGGGUAUUGUACUGAAAAUCAUAGUGCAGUCUAUGUUUACUUAAGUGGCAGUCGUAAACUUUCCCGCUUUUAAAAAUACAGGAAUAAAGCUUUAAUAAUUAAAGCUUUAUUCCUGUAUUUUUAAAAGCAUGAAAGUUUACGACUGCCAAUUAUUUACCUUUUAUUACUGUGAUACAAAGUCAUAGCAAAAAACCAUUUCUUGUAAAUUAAUAUUGAACCAUAAUAUGCCUGCCAACUUUUCCUACAUGUAAGUCAAAUCAUGUGAUAAUCGCUGGACUGGAAUCGCUGGACUGGACUGGACUAUUUUGGGUCGAGAUUUAAUUUUAUUUUUCAUAUUGAUAUGGUCAGUGAAGCUUUGGCCUGGAUAUGUGAGUAAUGAAUGUGAAAUUGCCCUUUAUAUAUAGAGCAUGAGAUUGACCUUUUCAAUCUGCAGGUGUGUGACACCCAUAAUGCACGUGAGUUGGCAGGUAUACCAUAAUAGUACAACAGUUGUACAGUUCAUGGUUAUUAGUGGUCUGACAGACAUUGAUGAUUUUGACUGGAGACAACUUAAGAAUAGUCACCAUCUCGUGACCACUGAUGAUGACUGUUACUUCAUUGUUAGUCAUCACCAGUUAUACUGAUAAUGACUGCCAAUGUCACAUUUACUCUCAACUUAUAAAUUUAUUAAUCAUCUUUUUAAUUUAAUGUAUCAUAGGGUUUCAGAACUAACAGUUGUCAAUGAAGUUCUCAGGAAGUACAUUGACCCUGAGAAGGCAGAUGCCGUUCACAAGCAAAGGUAAAACAACAAUGAAAUACUUCAUUGUAUAAAUAAUGUAGUAAACAGUGGUUUUCAGUAAACUGUUGCUUUUUCAAAUUAAAAGGGUAUUAUUUUCACAUACUUCAUUAACAGUAUUCAUUAACUUUUGUCAAGUUACAACUGUCUUUGGGAUCCGUCUGUUCAUAUACCAGCACAGAACAAAACAACUUAUUAUAAGACUUUUAGCCUUUUUGUACAUUUAUGUACUGUAAUUUGUUAUGUACUGAAAGAUCCAUUAUAAUGUUAUUGUGAGUCAUACUAUUUACAGAUUAGAAAAAUUUGAAUUUUUAAUACCAUUUUCCAACAGUUUGAAGAAUUACUGUGCUGUUGGUCCUCAAGGAAUCUGUGUGUUUUUAAAGGUGGAAUCUUUACCUGCUUCUAAACUUAGGUAA